AGCUGAAAAUAGACAUGGAUACAAGUAAAAUUGAUGCAUUGCUAAUUUCCAGGGUUAACCAAGAUUUGGAGAAAUUGCUAAUUUCCAGGGUUAACCAAGAUUUGGAGAAAAGAGGCACUCUCUCAUUACUGAUACAUGAACAAGCUGCUUUUGCCACAUCUUAAGACGCUGAUACCAGCAGCAUCUUCCUGCAGGAGCUGUGAUUAAUGAACAUUAAAGGCCAUGGAAGAAGAUGAAUUUGAAUUACAACCACAAGAACCAACACGUUUUUUGAUGGAAUAGAAAGAAGAAACAAGGCCACAUCUCCAAUACUUCGCUGAACUCUCCUGUGCCAAGAUAAUCUGAGAGCUGAUUCUACACACAUGGAUGGUGAUCAAAUUGUUGUGGAAGUACAAGAAACUGUUUUUGUUUCUAAUUCAGAUGUAACUGUGCAUAACUUUGUUCCUGAUGAUCCAGAUUCAGUUGUAAUCCAAGAUGUUAUUGAAGAUGUUGUUAUAGAAGAUGUUCAUUGCCCAGGUAUUUUUGAAGAGACGGAUGUAUCUGAAAAUGUCAUCAUUCCUGAGCAAGUGCUUAAUUCAAAUGUAACUGAAGAAGUUUCUUUAGCAUAUUGCACAGUUCCAGAUGAUGUUUUAGCUUCUAACAUUACUUCAGCCUCAAUGUCUAUGCCAGAACAUGUAUUGACAAAUGACUCUAUACAUGUAUCUGAGGUUGAACAUGUGGUUCAUGGUAGUGUAGUAGAAGCAGAAAUCGUCACUGAUCCUCUGACCACAGACAUAGUUUCAGAAGUGUUCGUAGCAGACUGUGCCUCUGAAGCAGUCAUAGAUGCCAAUGGGACCCCUGUGGACCAGCAAGAUGAUGACAAAACCAACUGUGAGGACUACCUUAUGAUUUCCUUGGAUGAUGCUGGCAAAGUAGAUGAUGACAGUUCUACUGCAGUAACCUUGGAUGCAGAGUCAGAAAUCAGUUCUUGUAAAGUAGAUGGGACUUGUCCUGAAGUCAUCAAGGUAUACAUUUUUAAAGCCGACCCUGGAGAAGAUGACUUAGGUGGAACUGUAGACAUUGUGGAGAGUGAGCCUGAGAAUGAUCAUGGAGUUGAACUACUGGAUCAGAACAGCAGUAUUCGUGUUCCCAAGGAAAAGAUGGUUUAUAUGACUGUCAAUGAAUCUCAACAGGAAAAUGAAGAUUUAAAUGUUGCUGAAAUCACUGAUGAAGUUUAUAUGGAAGUGAUAGUAGGAGAAGAGGAUGCUGCUGUUACAGCAGCAGCAACUUCUGCUGUGCAUGAUCAACGAGUAGAUGACAAUGAAAUGAAAGCCUUUAUGCCAAUUGCAUGGGCAGCAGCUUAUGGUAAUAAUUCUGAUGGAAUUGAAAACCGGAACGGCACUGCAAGUGCCGUCUUGCAGAUAGAUGAGUCUGCUGGCCUCGGCAGACUGACUAAACAAAAACCAAAGAAAAGGAGAAGAACUGAUUCCAGGCAGUACCAAACAGCAAUAAUUAUUGGCCCUGAUGGACAUCCCUUAACUGUCUACCCUUGCAUGUUUUGUGGGAAGAAGUUUAAGUCCAGAGGUUUCUUGAAAAGACACAUGAAAAACCACCCUGAAUACCUUGCCAAGAAGAAGUACUGUUGUACUGAUUGUGAUUACACUACCAAUAAGAAGAUAAGUUUACACAAUCACCUUGAGAACCAUAAGCUAACCAGCAAGGUAGAGAAAGCUGUCGAAUGCACUGAGUGUGGGAAACAUUUUUCUCAUUCUGGGGCUUUGUUUACUCACAAAAUGGUGCAUAAGGAAAAAGGAGCCAACAAAAUGCACAAGUGUAAAUUCUGUGACUAUGAGACAGCUGAACAAGGGUUAUUGAAUCGGCAUCUUUUGGCGGUCCACAGCAAGAACUUUCCUCACAUUUGUGUAGAGUGUGGUAAAGGUUUUCGUCACCCUUCAGAGCUCAAAAAACAUAUACGAAUCCAUACUGGAGAAAAGCCAUACCAGUGCCAGUACUGUGAAUAUAGGUCUGCAGAUUCUUCUAACUUGAAAACACAUAUGAAAACUAAGCAUAGUAAAGAAAUGCCAUUUAAGUGUGACAUUUGUCUUUUGACUUUCUCAGAUACCAAAGAGGUGCAGCAACAUGCUCUUAUCCACCAAGAAAGCAAAACACAUCAGUGUUUGCAUUGCGACCACAAAAGUUCAAAUUCAAGUGAUUUGAAGCGACACAUAAUUUCAGUUCACACUAAGGACUACCCCCAUAAGUGUGACAUGUGUGAUAAAGGCUUUCACCGGCCUUCAGAACUCAAGAAACAUGUGGCUGCCCACAGGGGUAAAAAAAUGCACCAAUGUAGACAUUGUGACUUUAAGAUUGCAGAUCCAUUUAUUCUAAGUCGCCAUAUUCUCUCUGUUCACACAAAAGAGCUUCCAUUUAGGUGUAAGAGAUGUAAAAAGGGAUUUCGGCAACAGAAUGAGCUUAAAAAGCAUAUGAAGACACACAGUGGCCGGAAAGUUUAUCAAUGUGAGUACUGUGAGUAUAGCACUACAGAUGCCUCAGGCUUUAAACGGCAUGUUAUCUCUAUUCAUACAAAAGACUAUCCUCACCGGUGUGAAUAUUGCAAGAAAGGGUUCCGAAGACCCUCAGAAAAGAACCAGCACAUAAUGCGACAUCAUAAAGAAGUGAGCUUGCCCUAACAAUAUGUCCACUUAUGUAAAGUUACAGGCUUUGAAGUAGGAAAUUAAUUUUAAAGCCAGUCAUCUUUGUUCACAUACAGUACUUCACAUUGUUUAUGCUGUGUACAAAUACGAUUAUUCUGCUUGACUUUCCAGUAGAGUGUAAUGGAACUUACUCAAUUUUAUAAGUGAGGAAAAGUGGCAACAACCAACUUCUACUAAAGUAAUUCCUGAUUCUGUACUGAAAUUUUAGUCUUAGAAGCUUUACUAUUUAUUUUAGUAUUUGUUUCAUUCACUUUCAUGGUACUUUUCUAAGACAAAAUGAGUAACUCUGAAAGUUACUUGUGGUCACACGUUUUCACAUUAGAUAUUUGGUAAUAUAAACUGGAGAUUCUACUGUCAGAUCUGACUGUCAUAAUAUGUCAUUUUCCUUGUUUGAAUAUAUUCAUAUUACUUGAUAAUUAGACUUUAUAUUGAGCCACUAGCUUUGCUAGAAUGUUGACUGGGUUAUUAAAAUUUUUCAUUUU
Castor canadensis (American beaver) is the source of this 3175-nucleotide messenger RNA. The record is from RefSeq and is a predicted model, not a curated record. Lineage: Eukaryota; Metazoa; Chordata; Mammalia; Rodentia; Castoridae.